Messenger RNA from Octopus sinensis (East Asian common octopus), 1720 nucleotides. Its product is annotated as mucin-3A-like. Bases 676 to 1425 code for a protein of 249 amino acids. Lineage: Eukaryota; Metazoa; Mollusca; Cephalopoda; Octopoda; Octopodidae. The record is from RefSeq and is a predicted model, not a curated record. The transcript has a single exon.
GAAAACACUUUCCCAAGGUGCCAUGCAGUUGGACUGAACCUGGAACCAUAUGGUUGGAAAGCAAACCUCUUUGCAACCAUGCUGUGCCUGUAUGUAUAUCUUUUGCUGGUAUGGGUCGAGGAUGUAAACAUUUACUAGAAAGCAGUGAAAAAAAAACAGUGAUCUUUGAACAAAGUCCUUCGUGAUUUUUGUUCUACACUGAGUUGCUAAUACUCCUUUGUUACUUUAAUUGCUGUCAGGGUUGCAGGAAAUCAUCAAGCUGGCUGAGUGGUUAAGAAGUUUGCUACCACUUUGCCUCUGAGUUCAAUCCCACUGCAUAGAGCCUUGAGUAAGAUUUGGUAAAUGGGAAACUAUGGAAACCUGUGGUAUGUUUGUGGUAAUAUGUUGUGGAACCUAAAGAGCAUGUAACUCUAUAAAGAGUGAUAACUCAGAUGUACUCAGUCAUCUGAUGACUAGAUAUCAGUAAACGAGUACUGUAACUCCUGGAUUUGAUAUGACCUACGAAAACCCCUUGAAGCAUAGAUACAAUCCAGUAGCUAGAACCAGCAAAAGAAUAAAAGGAUCUCAUUAAUAAACACAUCUAUAUUAAUCUUUCAUACCAGCAAUCUUAUUACCAUCUCUAGUUAUCUCGUUACCAUCUCUAGCAGUCACGUUAUCAAUUCUAGCAACCUCAUUAUGUUUCUAGCAAUUUUGUUACCAUCCCUAACAAUCUCCUUAUUGUCUCUAGCAAUCUUGUUACUGUCUCUAGCAAUCUCGUUACUGUCUUUAGCAAUCUCGUUACUUUCUCUAUCAAUCUCGUUACUGUCUAUCAAUCUUGUUACUGUCUCUAGCAAUCUUGUUACUGUCUCUAGCAAUCUCGUUACCGUCUCUAGCAGUCUCGUUACCAUCCUUAGCAAUCUCGUUACUGUCUCUAGCAAUCUUCUUACCAUCUCCAGCAAUCUUGUUAACGUCUCUAGCAAUCUCAUUACUAUCCCUAGCAAUCUUGUUACUGUCUCUAGCAAUCUCAUUACUAUCCCUAGCAAUCUUGUUACUGUCUCUAGCAGUCUUGUUACCGUCUUUAGCAAUCUUGUUACUGUCUCUAGCAGUCUUGUUACCGUCUUUAGCAAUCUUGUUACUGUCUCUAGCAAUCUCGUUACUGUCUCUAGCAGUCUCGUUACCGUCUUUAGCAAUCUUGUUACUGUCUCUAGCAAUCUUGUUAACGUCUCUAGCAAUCUCAUUACUAUCCCUAGCAAUCUUGUUACUGUCUCUAGCAAUCUCAUUACUAUCCCUAGCAAUCUUGUUACUGUCUCUAGCAAUCUCGUUAUCGUCUCUAGCAGUCUUGUUACCGUCUUUAGCAAUCUCGUUACCGUCUCUAGCAAUCUCAUUACCAUCUCUAGCAAUCUCAUUACUAUCUCUCACGACCUCAUUGUCACCCCAUCACUAUAAUUUUGCUGCUCUGUUUUAAAGCCUGCCUCCUGCUUCUGCUUGCAUUAAGUACUGCUGCUGCUGCUGCUGCUGCUACUAGCACUACUACCACCAACAUCAACUUUAACGAUCACUACAUAUUCUCAAAUUCUUUUUGCUACUACUACUACUACUAAGCACACCAUUAAUACUAACAUUACUUCACAAACUACUACUACUACUAUUACUACUACUACUACUAACCCAACAAAAGGCAGUUGACGAGCGCUUAGCAGUUAAGUGAGGAUCCUGUAGGCUGUGAUUUGAUAAAUUUGUU